Messenger RNA from Esox lucius (northern pike), 1458 nucleotides. RefSeq lists its product as uncharacterized. The coding region runs from base 21 to 647 and encodes 208 amino acids. NCBI's taxonomy places the organism in Eukaryota, Metazoa, Chordata, Actinopteri, Esociformes, Esocidae. The transcript has 2 exons. The record is from RefSeq and is a predicted model, not a curated record.
GAGGAGCUAUACUACAUGUAAUGGAUUGGUGGACAACCCUGGCUGCGAGUAUAGCCUUGCUGUGGCUCCUCUGUUACAUCGACGGUAAGAGAACCUGGUUAGCAGAGGUUUGGAAGCUUUCUUCGUCAAGGGAACGGUGCGGUACUGGCACGCGCUCUGGGCUUCUUCCUAAUUGCGGCAACGCUGUCCUAGAGCUGCGGCUGCUCUUUCACGCCCUCACCAAAGCCGCGUGCCACCUGUACCUGGCGGUUCUCCCGCUACGCCGCGCCGCCCUGCAGCUUGCCCGAUUCGUCUGUCACCUUGCCAACCACGGACCCGCCUCCGCCGGCCGGGCGUCUCCACUACUCCUGGAGGGCGUGUGUGUUGUUUGUGAAGCCACGCCGGACCUGUUGGGCGCAGGGCUCAGUCUAUGUGCCGUGCUGUGUCACAUCCUGCAGGGGGCGCUGUUCCUGUUGGCGGCCACCCUGCGGUCGGUCCAGGAUAGCGUUCUGGCCCAGGUGGACGGGGAGAGGGAGAGGUGGGAGAAAGAGCGACAACGCGCCAGACAACUGGAGAAGAGACAAAACGCCAGGGUGGUGGAAUACCUCUCUGUCUGUGAAGACCCUGCAAGUUCCCUACGACUCAAGGUGGACAUGAUCGAUAGAUAACAAUGAUCGACAGGUGAAUCGAUUGUUUAUUGGGAUGGUGGUGAAUUACACAAACGUUGUUUUCUGGCACAUUAUGCCUUUAUACACCUAUAUCGCCACUGCCUUUUGUAAUGGUAACUGAUUUGGAAUAUAAGGGUUCGGGGAGCCAGUUCAGGUUCCCUCCAACUGAUUCACACUGCAAAAAGGGACGAGGCUGGGAGGGGGAACAUUUUUUACAAACCUCCCAUUUUAGGCUGGAUGUGUAAUGUUGUUUAAAUUUACAUAAUCUAUAAACAGAAUUACAAUUUUCGGGAGCACUUUUACCAGUGGUCAAAAAUCCCAGAAUGCGUUUUGGUCUGUUUCUGUCAUGGUUGGUUAUUGUUAGAUGUCUGACACGGUCUUAACGGUUGUAUCUGUUACUGUGAGUUUAUAUCGAAUCUGUCUGUUACAUUUAGUUGGUUGUUGUCAGUCCCUAUUACGGUCUUAUAGUCAAUUAAUGCCAAAGAGGCAAUCUGCAGUUGUAAAACCAUAUCACUGAUCACCAGUCCUCAAUCCACAACUCUUUCUAAAUGUUUAGUUUUUCAGGUCUUAGACUUGUUUUACAGAAAGGGUUAGAAUUAACUUCGUUAUUGUUUCAACUGCAGAUUGACCCUUUAUUGUUAAUUACUGUCAGAUAGUCUAUGUUUCUGCUCAACAUGGCCAGCAUCUCUGUACUGAUUACAGAAGAGAUAAAACAUGAGGGAAUGAAGAAACAAUCUUUGCUAUGAUGUGAAAUUGAUUUUUAUUAAAGAACUCACAUCUUGAAAUCAAAUAAAAAAAUUGUCUAAAACAA